Prosopis cineraria is the source of this 1003-nucleotide messenger RNA. RefSeq names its product vesicle transport protein GOT1-like. The record is from RefSeq and is a predicted model, not a curated record. Gene Ontology annotation, biological process: retrograde transport, endosome to Golgi; endoplasmic reticulum to Golgi vesicle-mediated transport. The coding region runs from base 177 to 599 and encodes 140 amino acids. NCBI's taxonomy places the organism in Eukaryota, Viridiplantae, Streptophyta, Magnoliopsida, Fabales, Fabaceae. The transcript is spliced from 7 exons.
AAAGCUUGUCACGCGCCUCUCUCUCUCUCGCACGCACACAGCUAUUGCCGUUGCGAAUCCCGAACCCCUGCUUUCUCAUACUGACCAGGACCACCUGCUCCGACGACGAUCUGCGCUACAGUUCGGUGACUAUACGGCAACAGGAGAAGCAUUUGAACAUCUGAAUCAUUGACAAAAUGGUUACCUUUGAGAUGAAUGAUCGAAAGAAGAUUGGAUUAGGGUUAACUGGCUUUGGUGUAUUUUUUUCGUUCCUUGGGAUUGUUUUCUUCUUUGACAAGGGACUACUUGCCAUGGGAAAUAUCCUCUUUAUUUCUGGUGUGUCCUUAACCAUUGGACUAAAAUCAACUUUGCAAUUCUUCAUGAAACGGAGUAAUUUCAAGGGAACAAUUUCAUUUGGUACUGGAUUCUUUAUUCUCAUAUUCGGGUGGCCUAUUCUGGGCAUGAUUUUGGAGGCUUAUGGGUUCAUAGUACUCUUCAGUGGUUUCUGGCCUACAUUAGCUGUCUUCUUGCAAAAGAUUCCCAUUCUUGGUUGGUUGCUUCAACAACCAUUUGUUAGAUCGUUGUUUGAUCGCUACCGAGGCAGACGAGUGCCAGUGUAAGACAGGAUCCUCUUAAUCAUAAUGUAGCAGCGAGUAAGUGCACUUGUAAUUGAAUGUAAAGAAAAUACACUGAAGGAGGCCUAACUCUUUAAGUACGCACCAUGAUGGAAGAAAAUGAUUGUCACUUCUAUGAUAAUAGUGCAAACAAAGGAAAUAGAGAGAAAGAAGUUUUGGUUUUGGUUUUGCUAGUUUCCUUGUUCGGGUCUCUCCUUUUGUAUUUCAUGCCUAGUUGGAAAUUGAAUUCAUUUGAUCAGGUCAGUUGCCAGAUGUGCGACUCCUAUUACCAUACCAUUUCAACUGGACAAACUUUGGGAAGCAUCUAAUUUGUACGCAGUAUUCUAUUGGCAUUUGUAUUGCAUUCAUUAUAGGAAUAUAACGACGAAUUUAAAUGUUUUCAUGUGAAA